CUGGGACUAUAUGUACCUUUGUAGAUUCCCAUGCACAUCACUCACAUUCUUCACCAGCCAGCAGCACACCUUGACUUGAGCACCAGCAGCAGAUCAAGCAUCCUACCAUGGCUUCUCUGGGUCUACAGGUGUUGGGCAUUGCCCUAUCUCUCAUAGGAUGGGUGGGCAGUUUGGUGACCUGUGCUCUCCCUAUGUGGAGGGUGACUGCCUUCAUCGGGAACAACAUCGUGGUGGCCCAGGUGGUUUGGGAAGGACUAUGGAUGAACUGUGUGGUGCAGAGCACAGGGCAGAUGCAGUGUAAGAUCUAUGACUCCAUGCUUGCCCUUCCUCAGGACCUCCAAGCAGCCAGAGCCCUGGUGGUCAUCUGCAUCGUGGUGGCCCUCCUGGGAGUGCUCAUGUCCAUCAUCGGAGGCAAGUGCACCAACUGCGUGGAAGAUGAGUCUGCCAAGGCUAAGGUCAUGAUCGUGUCUGGGGUCAUCUUCCUCCUGGCCGGAAUCCUUCUCUUGGUGCCAGUCUCCUGGUCCGCCAACAACAUCAUCCGAGACUUCUACAACCCUCUGGUGGUGGAGGCUCAGAAGAGAGAGCUGGGAGCAUCGCUGUACAUCGGCUGGGCAUCCGCUGCCUUGCUCCUCCUGGGCGGUGCCAUGCUGUGCUGCAACUGCCCACCAAGGGAUCAGAAGCCUUAUUCUGCCAAAUAUUCCGCAGCACGAUCUGGACCUGCAAGCAACUACGUGUAAUGUGCCCUACACUGCCUUGUCCACGAGCCAGCAAAGGACACCAGGACUUUAUUCACCAUCUCCUUUCACGUUCCUUCAUUAUUGUUACAAACUUUGGACUUGCCAUACCGGAAAGAUCAGGGGUGACUUUUGCUGUUUUUUUGUUUUUUUUUGUUUUUGUUUUAAGACUCUGAACCGAACAAACCUAGGCAAGGAACACUUACUCCACCCAGCAGAGGACUGUGAAGAUUGAUGAAGACGAAACAAUAAAUAAAAAAAUCACUAAUCAUUUGGGUGGAGGUUACGACCGGAAUUUUGGGUGGGGGAAGUGUUACCUGUUCUGUGAGUCUGCACUAGAGAUUGGGCUACACAGGUGCUUCGUGACAGUUGGUAGACUUCUACACGCCCCUGCUGGUCAUUGUUGGGUACUGCAGAAGAAGAGCUUGGUAAAGCCAUAGACCUAACGAACUCAGGGAAACGUAUCAGUAAUAUGUGGGUGGCCUACUGAGAUUUAUCUAGGCACAGAGGGAGGGAGAGAGAAACUACAAUCUGCUUCUGAGCUGCAAGCCAGUGAUUUUUUUUUUUUUUUUAAAUAGGAAUAUGGAGGUUAAUUAAUUUCAGUAUUCAAUAUUUCACGCUGGGCAAUCAUCACCGCAAAUCGCUGACGCGCAGUUACCAUUUGCCAAUUGGCACAGUGGGGGUUGUUAUUCAGAUUGCUUUGAUGAUUCCUUUUUAUCAGUGCUUAAUUAAUUUGCCCAAAUCAGGAUGUGAUAAUACAGCAAUAUACUACUCACGUUUGAUUUAAAUACUAUUUUAUAUAUAUAUAUUUAAGAAAAAAUAAACUGUACCUGGUUUGUACAGUUCUAACCCAAUAUAGUGCCUUUAUAAACCUGCUCUAUCUUCUCUCCCUGUUAUUGCAGAUAUUCCUAUUAGUAUAUUAUUGAUCAGUGCAAGCUGUACAUAGCUGAAUAUGCAUGCAUAGUUUGCAUAGGGUCUGUAAAAUGUCAAUGUGCAAAGCCAAAUGAAAGUCUUUUUUUUUUUUUAUUCAAUUAUUUUUGUAUUUUGUACAUGUUUAUGCUUUUCCAAAUAAUACAUGUUUCUACGAUAAUAAAAAAAAAA
Messenger RNA from Rana temporaria (common frog), 1835 nucleotides. RefSeq names its product claudin-4. The coding region runs from base 108 to 737 and encodes 209 amino acids. Gene Ontology annotation, biological process: cell adhesion; bicellular tight junction assembly. Gene Ontology annotation, cellular component: plasma membrane; bicellular tight junction. Gene Ontology annotation, molecular function: structural molecule activity. The record is from RefSeq and is a predicted model, not a curated record. NCBI's taxonomy places the organism in Eukaryota, Metazoa, Chordata, Amphibia, Anura, Ranidae. The transcript has a single exon.